Molecule: messenger RNA, 3187 nt
Organism: Mugil cephalus (flathead mullet)
Lineage: Eukaryota; Metazoa; Chordata; Actinopteri; Mugiliformes; Mugilidae
Gene: cfap20dc
Product: CFAP20 domain containing
Exons: 18
Coding region: 191-2692 (833 amino acids)
Source: RefSeq, a predicted model, not a curated record
ACUGGUGUCCUGUUUACACCUUCAAGUCAAUCUCUUCUCUGUUCCGUAAAAAUACGCAACGAAAAAAAAAACUACUUUUUAGCGCAUCGCGUUUAAAGCGUCCAGAUAAUGUAGCAGAUGAAUUGUGGUCGAAAUAUAUUUUAUCUGAGUGAAAAGGCAACUUAUUAGGCUUCACCGUUGACGUCACAACAUGUUCAGGAACAAUUAUCAGGGUGGAGCUGUGGUUGAGAUCUUCAGUGGACAGGGCAAAGACCCUGUUGCUAAAUGGAAACUAUGUGGAGGGCCGUCAGCCAUACGUAAAGAGUAUAAUAAAGAAGUGAAAGGCUUCGUUUACUGCCUGGAGGGAAGCAGCCAGACAGUCAAGAUGCAAAUUCCAGAAAAUGGAAAAAUGUCUCUUGGGCUUCUCCAAAGAUUUCUGGUCCUUCAAGUGAAUAUUCCUCAGUUCAAUGAUUUUUCUACUGAACUUGUGAUCACUGAUUCUGAGCACCAAAAAAGAAGACUUUACUUAUCAACAGUGCAUAAAGAGUUGUCUGCGACACUGUUGCAUGCAAAGAUACCUCUUGCAGGGUUGAAGCGCAACAUUUGGUCUACUUUAUGCAUUGACCUUGUAUCACUGACUGGAGAACUGUUCAAAGGAUUUCUGACCCUGGAUGGCAUCACAUUAUUCGCUACUUGUAAAAUUCGGAGAGUCUUCACUAUGAAAAUGGAGCCUACAGGAAUAUCAGAUGAUGAUAUGUCUCUCGGUGGAGCUGGUCUCGUGGACUUUAUACCUCGCAGUUGCCAGUACCCACCAGACGUGAGCCAAGUUACUCAAGUCUUGAACAUGGAAAACUUACGGAAGGCGGAUAUGAGGACUGGCCUUCUUAGCCCUGGCUGUGUUUCUGAUCACUCUGCAACUGCCAGACCAGUGAGUUAUCGGAGAACCAGGCCUCAGGGUGUUUUACACGCACCCUCGGGCUCCAGAGCUCCAGGACCUUGUCCCCAAACAGAAAGAAAAAGCAGUGCAAUCUCAGAUACAACUGAUGACCAUAUUAACAAUACGGGAUUCAUGUCCAGCAGGAUAAAGCAAAAGGUUACAGAAGGUCCGAACAAUUCAUACCUGAGUGAGAAUAUAUCACGAGAACCUUCCAACGUUGUCCAUGGAGGUACAUUUUACAGAGUGCAUAAUGAGAGCAGGUUCAACCUGAGCACUGUGACAGACAUGAAAGAGUUUGGAGAGGCCAUGGAGAUUGUUGCUGCCAUACUGGGAGCAUCUGCCAGUUUGCAACCCCACCCCCCCCAAAAAAGAGCGUCCGAGAAACAGGGAUCUAAGAAGCUACGGGUCCUCAGCGCAGGAAGAGACAGGAAAGCCUCAUCUGCCCCUCCAGGUGGCAUUCCCGGUGACCUCAGAAAUACGAGCAAGAGCAGGGAGAAGCAAACCCCUCCACUGUGUGGGCAACAAAGCAGACAGCAGCCUCUGACCCUGACAGAAAAGUCAGAGCACCUAGCAGCAGAUGAGAGUUGCAGCAGUCUUGCCAAGGAAAGUUCAGGAGUCACUCCCACACCAGCAGAGGCUGGACUCGGCUCGAUCCGGCCAGGUUUAUCUUCUGACCCGCGGGUCCGAAGCAGCUGGGAGAGUAAUGAGGAGUCUGAGCCCCAGCUCACUCUGCGAGAGGAGGUGUUCACUUUCUCGUCCCAGCCUCACUCACCCAAACGGGGUCGAGGCCAGGGUGACCAGGAGAAGAUGGAGACGGGAGAUGAUCGGAUUCAGAGCAAACGUGGGAGGCGGUAUGAUGCUCAGCCUGAAGAUGACUUUAUUGGCAGUGAAAGUGAUGAGGAUAAGGGCUGCGCCAUCUUCCAGCAUCAAAACACUAGUCGGUCAACCCAGGCCACAACCAGAACGCUUGAUCCAACUUCGGGUGUUGAAGCUGAGGGGCCGCCUGCAUCUUCUAACGCCAACCAAACGUCACCAGAAGAGCUCAGUCCACCUAACAUCAGUUUGCAGAAUGCAUCCGCCGGGAGAACUGAACCGACAGGGAUGGUUCCCACACGCUGCCUCUCACCUGACAGGCAGGAACACAAGUUUGGUCUAAGGGGGUCAGGGGAAGUGAACCGGCUGCUGAAUCCGAACAGCAGUGUAUCACUUUGUAGGAGGUACCUGCAGGAAGUUAAACUGGGUGACUCGCAGCAGCACAAGGAAGAAGAAGACGAGACAGCGGAGCCUGUUGAUUCCAGUCAUUAUGACUUACACCUGCUUGGCAGACUGCGGAUGCAGGAGGAUGAUGAUGAGGAACUCCGAAUGCUGGCAAGCCUAAAAAGAGAGCACGAGGAAGAUGAAUGCAGAGCCUCGGGCCUCAGUUCAUCUCAGAUCCACCAGUGUAAUGUCAGCAUCAGCAUGAGCAGUGACGAUACCUCUACUUGGACCCACGUCUCCAUGCCAGCUAAUCAGGGCCACCACUAUCAGAGGGAAAUGACAACCCUCCAGCAAUCAAACCCCAGGGAGUGGAUGGACGUGCUCAGCCCCCCUAUUAUGCCUCCCAGCCAGCAGAGAAGGUCAGGCAACACAUGGAGCAAUCUGAAAAAUCUAGUCAGAGGAGGGGGAGAGCCAGAGGAUGAAGGGGAGAACGAGGACGAGUAUUUGAAUCUGCUCUACGAUCCUUGCCUGAACUGCUAUUUUGAUCCAAAGACGGGGAAGUACUAUGAACUAGCUUGACUCAGAGCCAGUGAGAAUCAGAAUUAAUAAAUCACACUGACAGUGAUUGAAUGGAUUCUGGAUUUUUUAAAAUUAUUUUGAGCCCAAGCUUAUUGAUCAGUAAUGAAUUCUCCAUUUGUAAAAAAAAAAAAAAAAAACUGUUUGUGACUGCUUUUUUGGGGGGAAUGGGAGUUUUGUGUCUCCGUGUGCAGUGUCAUGUUAUUGGGUAAAAUCAGACAGAUGCUCUUUGAAAGUUCUUGCUCAUUCAGCCGCACAUCUGAUGGUAGAAAGAGGGUUUUCAGGAGUCUCGACUGGCAAAUUAAAAUACAAGUCUUGUGAAAGAACAUCCUGGAGCUUAUUUUGACAUGACAUUUAAAAUUUGGAGGGAGUUUUAUUGAAGUAUAGGUCAUUUUUGGCUCUUUUUUUUUUAAUCUUAAUUUGUAUCAAGAAAGUGUCAUUGAAAAUAUGUUGACAUGUGAGUAUGUGAUGUGAAUUAAAUGUCAUCUGAAAGUGGCA